Messenger RNA from Acanthosepion pharaonis, 1329 nucleotides. The record is from the annotation of a GenBank genome assembly. NCBI's taxonomy places the organism in Eukaryota, Metazoa, Mollusca, Cephalopoda, Sepiida, Sepiidae.
AUGUCUUCCUUUUCUUUUUCAUCUCUCUUUGUGUUUCGUUCCUUACUUUGCUUUUUCGUUUCUUUUCUUUUUGUUCUUUCCUUCCUUGCAUCCUCCUGUCAACAACUCCCAUUUUCUUUCACCCACCUUCCUCCGUACCCGCCUUUCUUUCUUUCUUUCUUUCUUUCUUUCUUUCUUUCUUUCUUUCUUUCUUUCUUUCUUUCUUUGUCUUCCUACUUUCUCUUCCCUUCUUUCCUCCUUUCUUUCUCAUUUUCCAUUCGUGUUUAUCACUUCCUCCCUUAUUUGUAUCAAUUUUAUUUUUUCCCUCCCUCCGUUCAUUUUAUUCUCUCUCUCUUCUUCCUUCCUCCAUCAGUUCUACUCGCUUUCUUCCUUCUUCCUAUUUCCUUCUUUCUUUCCAUCCCUCUUUUCUUCUACAUUUUCUUUUUUGUUUCUUUUCUUUACAUCCAUAAAUCUUUCUUCUUUUCUUUCAAACUUCUUCCUCUUUCCUUCCUCCUCUUCAUCCAUUUUACUUCUUGUUCCUUCCUUCCUUCCGUUUUGUCACUUCCUUCCUUGCACUCUUCUGUCAACAACUUUCAUUUCUUUCUUCCUUUCUUUCUUGCCUUUCUUUCUUCCUUCUCUUCAUCUAUUCUACUCUCUUCUUUCUUUCUUUCUUUCUUUUUUCUUUCUUUCUUUUCUUUGUGUCGUUUCAUUCUUCGUAGGCUUCUUUCAACAACUUUCAUUUUCUUUCUACCUCCUUGCCCCUCUUUCUUCCUUCCCUCCAUCUAUUUUAUUCUCUCUCUCCCCCUCUCUCUCCGUCUUCCGUUCCUUUCUUCCUUCCCCCAUUCAUUUUACUCUCUAUCCUCCUCUUUUGUCUGUGCUUUCCUUUUUUCCUCCCAUUCAUUUAUUUCACUCUCUCUUCCUCUUUUCUCCUUGUCUUCCUUUCUUCCUUCUCCUCUAUUCUUCUACUCGCUUUCUUCCUUCUUCCUAUUUCCUUCCUUCUUUCCAUUCUUUUUUUCUACACAUUUUUCUUUUCUUUUUAUUCAUAAAUCUUUCUUCCUUUCUUUCAUCUAUCUUCCUUUUUCCUUCCGCCUCUUCAUUCAUUUUACUCCCCGUCUUCAUCUUACUUUCUUUCUUUUUCUUUCUUUCUUUCUUUCUUUCUUUCUUUCUUUCCCCUUCCUUUUCUUUGUGUUGAUCGAUUCCUUGCAUGCUUCUUUCAACAACUUUCAUUUUCUUUUUUCCUCCUUGGCUUUCUUUCUUCCUUCUCUCCAUCCAUUUUACACCCUUCCUUCCUUCUGUCCUUCCUUCCUUUCCUUUCCUAUUCUUUUUAGUCUCUUUUCUUUUCAUCCAUAA